Limulus polyphemus (Atlantic horseshoe crab) is the source of this 3909-nucleotide messenger RNA. RefSeq names its product protein naked cuticle homolog 2-like. NCBI's taxonomy places the organism in Eukaryota, Metazoa, Arthropoda, Merostomata, Xiphosura, Limulidae. Gene Ontology annotation, cellular component: cytoplasm. Gene Ontology annotation, biological process: negative regulation of Wnt signaling pathway. The transcript is spliced from 4 exons. The coding region runs from base 47 to 1432 and encodes 461 amino acids. The record is from RefSeq and is a predicted model, not a curated record.
UCUUCCACCCCAAGCAUUACUUGCAGAGAAAAUUAAAAAAUACAGCAUGGAAGAAAAGGCAGAGGAAGAAAAGAGUGAAAAGGAAGAGAAGACUAAAUUUUGUGCAAAUGAAAUUUCAUGUAAUGUAUCUGAGGGAGAGCUAGAGAAGCAAGAGUUUUCAUUCACACUGUACAACUUGGAUGGACACAAGAAUGUCACUAAGGAUGAUAUUGCAGGACUUGUUCGAUCUAUUCAUGACACCCUUGGAAAGUCAUUCAAGCUCCCUCCUUCUGGAAAUCAGACUAUCAAGGUCAGGCUAGCAAUCUCACCAGACUCUGAGAUAACAGAAGAAAAAGACAAUACAUUUCAUCAGUCUAAAACCACAAUAAAGAAAGAGCCAGAUAAUAUAAAAUUUACAGGAAAUGUAUCCAAACAAUGCAGUAACCACAGUGUUAAUACAUGUACCACUUAUCUGUCAUCCUCCUCAGGAGAGAGGGAAAAUCUAAGGGCCAAGUGCCAUGAUGUUUCAUUUGGAGUCAACAGCUUGCCAUCACAACCAUCAGAAACAAAACCAAAUGUGUGUUCUCCGGCUACUCCCAGGACCCAGCAAGGUGUUCGAUCUAGCUCAUUACAGAGACAAGACAUGAUGGAGAUGAUAAAGGAGAGUGUAGAAAAGAUUUGUUUGGAUUGUUCUGAGAAAAGCAAGAAACAAUAUUGUGAAAACAAGAAAAACAGUGGGGAGGAUCCUAGACAAAAACGUCGUCAUAGACAUCAUCGUAGCUGUAGAAAUUAUGUGCUUGAAUGUUGUGAUCGAUGUAAUCAUUAUUUGGACUUAGCUGGAAUUGGGAAACUACGAGACGACAAUCACUAUCCAUUUUCACACAGACUUUAUGACAAAAAUCAUCUCAGCCCAAGAUCACAACCUAACCAGGAGGUUACAGAAAAUCACUGCAAUAAAAAGUUCAACCACUGUAGUCAUCAAAGAUCAAAGUCUCAUGAUGCCAACACUGCAACUCGGCUGUCUCACAGCCACAUGUUUUCUGAUCAUAAAGAUGAUCUCAUGAACUUAAAUUUUGACCUUUGUGACUUGCUUCCUAAGGAAAAAUUUGACUGGGAGCGAAAGCUUCACCACAGGCGAUCUAAAUCAUUUGAUGUAUAUGACCAUUUACACUCAAACACAUGUUAUUCUCCUAAAGUCAAACCACGGGCAAAAGGUGGAUUAACUACUGCAGAGACAUCUCCAAACCAUCACCACAGGCACAGACACCGGGAACGAGACCGAAUGCGAAUUAUGCAACAAAUGAAUAACUGGUCAGAAAGAACAAACCUUGGAGUAUCUAAGGAAAAUACAAACAGUAAUCCUCACUCUUCACAUGUGGUAAUUCAAAGGCACGAACACCACCACUUUCAUGAACAUGUUCACCAUCAUUAUCAUCAUUACUUACCUUCCUAGCCUGUACUGUGCCAAUUAGGAAAGGGACCAUUUUUAAAUUUCCAAACAUCCUCUGUAUAGUGUCUAUUAUUAAAGUUAUAUAUUGCUUUUAAGCAGCUAUAUUCUCUUAAUGAUUUUCAGACAAGUUGUAAUUAGUUCUGUCAGCAACUUUCCUUGGUAAAAAACAACAAAAAAGAACUUGGAAUGAAUAAAUGAAUUUUUCCAAACUUGACUUCAAAAUUUGAUCUCCCUAGGAUAAACAGUGUUGCUUAAUACUGAUAAGACUGAAAAAUAACAGCCUGACCUGAAACAUGUUACUUUGAAAAUCUGUUGAAAUAUAUUAUUUUUUCCCUCAAAAACAGUGCCAGCCUUCAUGCAAUGUGUAAAUGGUAUCAUGCUUUGGGGACUCAUUAUUGUAUGAUUUAGUACAAUAUGCAAGUCCAGUUCAAUGUUCAUUAUUGCUGAUGUUAAAGUCUCGCAUAUGAUCUGAAUUGUCUUCUUGUUGGCAAUCCAUGACAUUCAGCCAUAGAUAAUAACCAUUUUUUAAAUAAUGUCUCUGUGGCAAUAAAAGUAAAGUCUUCAGUGGGUUUUGGUUCCCUUAUAGCAACACUUAGAUAUAUUUAGUAACUAUACAUUUGAUGCUUGAGAUUUACAUUGAAAAGCUAGAAAACUACAGAUUAAAUUAAUAACAAAGUGUCCUGCUAUACAUCUUAUUCUUUUUUUUGUCAAAUCAUUUCAAGUAAAUUAUUUCUUCUUACAAGAGAUUGCAGUUCAUUGCUAAUCAAACAGCCACUGAAGUUUAUUUAAAGUUGUGUUAUGGUGAAAAUAUUCACUGAUGGCCACUGACCAGGUAGUGAUUGAAAUGGCACAAUCUGUAUGAAUAUUAAGUUUGAUGAAUGUGUUCCAGCAAAUACAGGUCUUUGAAAGGUAAAAAAAAACAAUGUGAAGAAGAAAAUUAUUUAUCUGUGUUACAUCUUUUUCUUUAUCGAAAUUCCUUCAGUAAAAUACAAAAAUGUAUAGAACUAAAUAAGCCUUUUUUUUUUUUUCGGGUUGCCAAAUUUUCUGUUAACUUCUGUUAGAUUGUUACUUUGAGAUUACUUACCAUUAGGGGCAUUUAAAUGAUACCAGUAUAUCGAAAAUAAUUAUACCAAACUAUUUCACCACUAAUUAUUCAUAUUUUACUUUUAACAGGUUUAUUUUUCACUUAAUUCAAAGUUGUUGACAUAACUUGUUCUCAGAAUGGUUUUAAACUAUGACAAGGAAAAUCGCCUAUUAUUGGAUAUGCUUUAUAUAAAGAAAAAAGUAUAAUUUAUUAGAGAACAAAAAUUAAAAGUCCUCUGGUGGAUCAAUAGUAAGUUUUUAGGUUUGCAAUGCUAAAAUCUAGGGUUCAUUUUCCCUUGGUAGACAAGGCACAGAUAGUGCAAAGCUACACAAUGGGCUGAAAAAAAAAACAGUAACUGAAAAUUUGAAACAUCUAUUUUUCCUUUCAAUUUAACAUUAUUACAUAUCUUUAUCUUUAUAGAUUUGUAGACAGUUAUAUUAAUGUUAAUAUAAAAACACAAAGCAGUUUAAAGUGAGAUAUUGUAAAACUUAAUAUUUAUACCUAACUACUUCAGUACCUUACAAAAUUCUUCAUUAUUAGUGUAAUUUUUGAAAAUAUUAUCGACUAGUUAUCAAGGAUAGUAUGAUUAAAAUGACUUUUUUUAUAAUUCAACAUUUCUAUGAUAAAAUCACUUUUUAAUUUAAAGUGUAAAUAUCCUAUUUAUCAGAUUCAAGUAUGUAUAAUUAAUAAGUUGUUUUUAUAAACUUUUACUGAAAAAUCAUGAUAAAAGUGAAGUUGCCUACUCAUAGUAAAAAUAAAUAUUGUUCUUAAAGUUUACUACAAAUAAUUGUUGAUGAAAGUUAACUGCAGUAGUAGUAGUACCAGAGUUCCAUUAAAUAUUCAAGUACAUAAUUUUAAGUAAUAGUGGUAACAAAGAUUACGUAAAUUCAUAUUCAUUUAAUCAAACAAUAAUCCUAAAUUCUUUAACAAUGAAAAAUAUUCUUGAUUACUCAACUUUUUUUUUUAAAUAAAAGUUUGUAAAAUUAUUUUUGUAUGAUUGUAUUGGAAUACUAAAAGCACAAAUUGUGCACAUAAUAUAUAUGCAAGAUGAAGAAAGUUAAGUUUUACUCAAAAAUUUCUUGUAUUUGAGUAUUCAGGAUUGAAUAUGAAGUAAAAGGUUAAUAUAGUUCAACUUUAUAUAUAUAAUACUCUGCUGAUUUUUAUAAAUAGAAUUUGGGUUUAAUUUACACCAGGGUGAGUAAUGCAUUUCACCAAGUACAAAAGUUGCUUUUCUCAAGAAAAUAUUGAUAAAAAAUAGAUGCCCAAUGCUUUGAAUUUGUACUAAUAUCUAAUAUUUAUUGCCUUAUUGAAAUGUACAGUAUAUAUAUAUAUAUAUAUAUAUGCUCUCCAGAUAGUUGCUAUUGUUUGUGGUAUAAACUGUUGUGCAAAUUUCCUA